Molecule: messenger RNA, 960 nt
Organism: Cyclocybe aegerita
Lineage: Eukaryota; Fungi; Basidiomycota; Agaricomycetes; Agaricales; Hemipholiotaceae
Source: the annotation of a GenBank genome assembly
AUGUCCCCCAUCGCUGUAUACACCCAAUCUGAGUCGGCAGCAACAAUACCAGCACUAGCAUCAUUCAAAGGACCUGCUCUUGUGAUUGGCUCGCUUUCGACAGCAGGAGAUGGCAAAUACCAGGCAUUAAUCUCUGAACUCGAGGCGACACGAAGUGUGGAGAAACAAUUGUUGGACAGGCUGGUGGAUGAGGCCACCAUUCUCUCGCCCUCAUCCUUCGCAUCGGUUUAUGUUACUCUCGCCGCUUCAGAAUAUGACAAUCUGAAGGCAAAAUUUACUUCAUUCCUUGCCCAACUCUUGUCUGGCCUAACUCCCCUUGGAACCCUCCAUCUUCUUAACCUAACGUCUGCUAUCCAAACCCUCCCCUCCGAGCUCACGUUCGCGGGAUUCAAUGUCCUCUCGUCCCUUCCAGAGAGCGGCACGAUCAUCGCGCAAAAGCCAGCUCAGGCCCCCAGUUCUUUGUCUCUCAAGAACCGGACCGCCGGAGCGGCGCCCCUCAUGAAACUGAACCGAAAGAAGAUCGAUUCAGCGAAGAAACAAGCGCUUUGGGCAAUCACAUCGGCCCCCUCGACUCCAUUAAUCGAUGCCGAGCUACUGCUCACCGCGGAGGAUAAGGUCCGUCCAGUACCAAAGUGCGAACCGGUGAACUCUGCGGCUCCACGACGAAAGAAGGCGUGUAAGGGUUGCACGUGCGGCCUUGCGGAGCUGGAGCAGGAGGAGCUCAAGAACAGCAAAGUGGUUGUCCUGGAUGGGUCACAGAACGGAUCGACUAUGGAAGUGAGUCAGAACGAGAAGGAGCGGUUGAUUCAGGCAGUCAAGGCGGCCCCGAAGGCGACGAGCAGCUGUGGCAGCUGCUUCUUGGGAGAUGCAUUCCGAUGCGCAAGCUGCCCAUACCUUGGUUUGCCCGCAUUUAAGCCGGGAGAGAAGGUCGAAAUCGAUUUCGGCAUGGAUGAUCUGUAG